This is a messenger RNA of Aedes aegypti (yellow fever mosquito), 5487 nucleotides long. It is a transcript of the gene Sarm, whose product is annotated as sterile alpha and TIR motif-containing protein 1. Lineage: Eukaryota; Metazoa; Arthropoda; Insecta; Diptera; Culicidae. Gene Ontology annotation, cellular component: dendrite. The transcript is spliced from 9 exons. The record is from RefSeq and is a predicted model, not a curated record. Gene Ontology annotation, biological process: response to axon injury; signal transduction; negative regulation of MyD88-independent toll-like receptor signaling pathway. Gene Ontology annotation, molecular function: protein binding; signaling adaptor activity; NAD+ nucleosidase activity. The coding region runs from base 695 to 4096 and encodes 1133 amino acids.
CUCAACGAACGCCGAGCGCAGAGGAAGCAUCCCGCGAGUCGACUACGAACCGAUAUAGAGCAUGUGAAAUUUGAAACAGACGACAGUAUAGAAAUACAUUACUUGCCCGAUAAUUAAACGAAGCCAUAAUUUUUGCAGUCAGGAAAAUUGUGUGACAUUCGAGUGUUCAAACGAGCGAUUAUACGCGUCUCCGUUCAGGCGAGUCGGUUGCACAUGAUUUAUGCGCAGUGUUGAGCAAUCUGGUGCCGAAUGUGAAUGGUGCGAGCCUAAACGUAAAGAGUAAAAGAUUCAGUUGUGAGAUUAAAAUAAAUAAUCCUAAAGAAGAGCACAUUGAAGCGCUAGUUAGAAGAGGCAGUGUGUACAGAAUAUGUGCUACUUGGAAAAAAUAUAACGCAAAUGAAAGUGAAUGAAUGCGCGGAAAUUCAAUUUGAUGUGGUGCUUAUGAAUGCGCAAUUACAGUGACGAUUUCGGUUCAGAUACCGAGAUACCCUACGAGUGCUUGGCUCAAUUAUCGAAUCAGCAGCAAGAAGCCAUUGUAGUGAAUUGGGCUUAGUGUCACAAAUCCUGUGAUAGACUUAACAACAGUGUGUAUCUAAUCUUGGUGACGAAAACAAACAACGGGCUUCUAGACGUUCUCUUAGUAGAGUGAAAUUGUGUAUUGUGUUCGAAACCGAAAAAAGUGCUACACUCAAAGAUGGUAAUCAAUCAGCCAAGACCGUCAAUAGCAAAGCUUAGAACGCAGUUCCUGUUUCCACGACGCGAGAUGUCUGACUUGGCUGACACAGAUGGCAGUAACACGAACACAGCCAAUGGGACGCCCACGAUCCCGACAGCGACGGCGCGACGCAUCGGUCAGGGUUUCUUCAGCUCCAAUGCAUCGUCUUCCGGAGCGGGGGCAGGAUCGACGACGACCACAGGCACAAUGCUCUCCAAUGCAAGCAUCAGUUCGUCACAGGAGCUCCUGAACGCUACCAGCAGCAUCAAGAGUUCCAAGACGUCUUCGUCGACGAGCAACAGUACAACCAAAUCGUCCAGCAGAAUGGCUUGUGAAACUUCUGCCACACAGCGAUCGACGUCCUCCUCUUCAAAGUCCGCCUCUCUCUCGGCGACAACCUCUUCCACAGAAGCAAUCAAGCAUGAUCUCGGCGACAUGAAGAAUUCUAUGGCAGAGCUUGGAAACGUGUUGGCCAAUACCAGGGGCUCAUCCCAGAUCACCACAUCUUCAUCAUCGACGUCAACGUCUUCCAAAAUGACAUCGUCCGAAUCUUCAUCAUCGAGCUACAUGAAAAAGCUUUCCAUGGGCAAUAGUUCAUCCAACUUGUUGGAACACCAAAAGAGAUUACGAGCGUCGAUGGAUAGUUUGGACGAGCCCAUGACAGAGUAUCACGUGACCCAUCCGGACUCCGAUGGGGAAUUGAACAACAUGAUAGUGAAGAAGCCCGAUGGUACGAUGCAAAACGGGCACCUGGCCAUGAAUGGGACGGUAGACACGGUAAAGUUCGAGCAGAAGAAAACCACUUCCGAAUCGAAAACGAAGGUGGUGAAGGACGGGUUCAGCAGCGAGCAGGCAACGUUGAAUUCGGCACAGAUGAAAAAACUGCACGCUGGGGACGUCCAGUACCAGGAAGAGGCAGCCUUGGCUGCAAUGAGCAACCAGGUGGAGGUUGAUGGACUGAAACACGAGGAGAAAGCCGCCAUGUUGAAGGAAGCACGGUCCCUGAAGAUGGGCGAUUUUCAGCAAGCCGAAGCGAAUAAUAUUGCGGCGCACAGUGUCAAAGUGUCGGGCAAUCAUUUCAGCUCCGAAAAAAAAGCAAUCGCUCAGGCACAACAAAGACAGACGGUUACAUCGUCUGGACUGUUCAACCAGGAAAAACACGUAUCUGCGGCUACGCAAUCCAACUACUCGUCGCGCAGUACGGUCACUUCUACCUCACAGAUGACCUCCCAUUCGUCGACCAUGAACGGAACUAUCAACGGAGACUUUCCCAACUUUGAAGAUCUCGAAUGUCUCGCCAACAACCCGAUGAACAUUGAAAGUGUAAUCAACAAGUAUUCGAAUCAUUUGACGGAUUAUGUUAAGAACCUGCAGCAGCAAGAAAAGAUGCCGAUGGCGCCAAGCCUAUUGAACGAAAUGAAUGAAAUCAUACAACGAGCCUGGGCUGUUCCAACUCAUGGCCAUGAGCUGGGAGCAAGCCUGUGCGAUACAUUACGAAACACCGGAGGGUUGGAUUUGCUCAUGAAGAACUGCAUAAAUAAUGACAGCGCUGUCCAAUUUUCAUCGGCCAAACUUUUGGAGCAGUGUCUUACCACAGAAAAUCGUUCACACGUGGUUAAAAACGGUCUCGAGAAGGUGGUAAAUGUGGCAUGCUUUUGUACUAAGAACAGUGGGACAGACCAUUCACGGGUUGGAACCGGAAUCCUGCAGCAUCUAUUCAAGCACAGUGAAGACACGUGCUCUAAUGUGAUUCGAUUGGGAGGUCUCGAUGCUGUCCUGUUUGAAUGUAGGAAAAACGACGUGGAAACCUUAAGACACUGCGCGGGAGCCUUAGCCAAUCUAUCACUCUAUGGUGGAGCAGAGAACCAAGAGGCUAUGAUCAACAGGAAAGUACCCUCUUGGUUAUUCCCACUGGCUUUCCAUCACGACGAAAAUAUUAAAUACUACGCUUGUCUCGCUAUUGUGGUACUAGUAGCAAAUAAAGAAAUUGAAGCUGAAGUUAUCAAAUCUGGCACCUUGAACCUUGUGGAACCAUUUGUUACGUCUCACAACCCGUCGGAGUUUGCCAAGUCUAAUUUGGCCCACGCACACGGCCAAAGCAAGCACUGGUUACAGAAGUUGGUUCCUGUGCUUAGUUCAAAGCGCGAAGAAGCCCGAAACCUAGCAGCAUUCCAUUUCUGCAUGGAGGCCGGAAUCAAAAAGGAGCAAGGCAACACAAAUAUUUUCAAAGAAAUCGGUGCGAUUGAGCCGCUUAUACGAGUUGCAAGCUCACCGAACGCAAUUGCUUCAAAGUUUGCCGCGCAAGCGCUGCGGCUAAUCGGCGAAGAAGUGCCACACAAACUGUCCCAACAGGUGCCUCUGUGGUCCACUGAGGACGUACGAGAAUGGGUUAAACAAAUCGGGUUCAACGAGUACGAACACAACUUUUUCGACUCCAAGGUCGAUGGAGAUCUCUUAUUGCAAUUAACAGAGGACAAUCUUCGAGAAGACAUAGGCAUGACCAAUGGAAUCAGGCGCAAACGGUUCGAACGCGAGCUGCAAAAUCUUAAGAGAAUGGCAGACUACAGCUCAAGAGAUUCUGAUAAUCUACAUUCAUUUUUGUACAAAAUUGCGCCCGAGUAUACAAUCUACACAUAUUCCAUGCUGAAUGCAGGCGUUGACAUUGAAUCCAUUAAAAUUUUGGAUGACGACUUGCUGUUAUGUGCCUGCGGAAUCACCAACUCCAUUCACAGAUCACGAAUUUUGAACGCCAUCAAAAACAGCGAGAUCUCAACGUUGUCGAUGGAAAAGAGCGCCGAAAAGAAUUUGGACGUGUUCGUCAGCUAUCGACGCAGUAACGGCUCUCAGCUGGCUAGUUUGCUGAAGGUCCAUCUGGAACUGAGGGGUUUCUCGGUGUUCAUCGACGUAGAACGGCUCGAAGCUGGAAAGUUCGAUAACAAUCUGCUACAAAGUAUUCGCCACGCAAAACACUUCCUGUUGGUACUGACGCAAGAUGCCCUAGAACGGUGCGUGGAUGAUACCGAUGGAAAAGAUUGGGUGCACAGGGAAAUCGUAGCAGCACUCAAUUCCGACUGCAACAUCAUCCCAAUCAUCGACAAUUUCCAGUGGCCGGAGCCAGAACGCUUACCAGAGGAUAUGCGUGGGGUGUGCCACUUCAAUGGCGUUAGAUGGAUUCAUGACUACCAGGAUGCAUGCGUGGACAAACUGGAAAGGUUCAUGCGUGCCGAAACCAACACUCGUUGCAGUUCAACGGAUCACUUCCGUAACCUGCUGAACCGACCAGGCGGCGAUUCAACGCCAACAACACCAACUAUUUAUCAGCGAAUGCACAGCAACGAUUCUGGUAAAAGCAGUGAUAAGGAAAACCGUAACUACGAAUGACUAGAUACUCCUUCAGUGGGUUCUACUGGCCACUCGCAGUCCCAACAACCGAGUAGUGGAUCGAAUUCCUCACUGAACCAACCGCGCUAUUACUCCAGCUUGGCAAAUCGUUAUCGUAAGUCUUCAAGUCCAGCUCGUCAGUUACUGAGUGGCACAGGAAGCUACGCAACGACUGGGCGAACUUCACGCUUCCCAAGCUCUAAGAUAUCAUCUCUAGGAGGUGGCAUGGCGAGGAAUAUCCGUGCUUCGGAAAUGCGGAGGAGUUCUGCGGCUGGAUUGAAUGCUACUGCACAGCGCCCUCCUCUUCCGCCUAAAAUUGAAAACCGCUGCCAUAGCUAUGAGGGACUGCUACGAGAGGACAGAAAACCUUCUGAAGGACAAGAUCAUACGGAUGCAAAAAUUCCGGAUACCACUUCGACGGAUUCUGCGGCUGAACCGGUCAAAUCAACCGAGGAAUCCAUAAAAACCAAAAAUCGUAGAUCUCGCAGCAUGGAUGAUUUAUUUGACGACGAUCGAAAUCUUACGGAUUUUCUCGACAACACCCAAAGCAUGGAAAACCUUGCAUCUGAAGACAACUCCAUUGAACCACAAUCUCCAUUAAAAGUUAUGGGAAACAUUUGCUUCAACCCUCGAUUUGUUGAAACCGUCGCGGAGCCUGCAGAAACUCCAGAUCCUCGAAUGGACACAGCAUCUCCUGAAUCAUGCGGCGAACAACCCUGUGAAAACGAAACUAUCACUGUAGAUAGCACUCCACGUAGCAAGCAUGACAUCGCAGACAAAGCUCCACCUGAAGAUGACGUACUAUCGACGAACUCUUCGUUGAAUUCGUUUGCUUCGACAAGCGACACAACUUCGGUGAAUAAAAAAUCCAAUACACCGUUCAUCAAUAAGUAUGUCAAAAAAGUGAAGUCGCUGAUGAAGAAAUAGGCACAAAAUCUCGAAUAACAGCAAAAAGUAUCCAAUUCUCCACAUGCAAUUCGUCCGUUAAGUCAAACGAAAGUUUUUAAAAUUUUACUGAAAAAAAUGUGAUCAUGUAGGACUAAAAUAAGAAUAGUUAAAUAAGGUUUGCAAGUAGUACUGCGAAGAUGUAUGCCUUUUAUUACUUUUGUGAAUAUUUUAUCGUACCUGUUUCAAAUGAGAUAAACGAUUCAGAACAGCACGCCAUGCUACGCUUUAUAAGUUGACUAAAUACACAGAGAAUCAGGUAUUUCAACUGGAUCUAACAAAUGUGAUUGCUUGGCGAUUGAGCGAGCGAUGAAAUGGAGUAAAAUAUAUUAUUUUAACCAUUAGUAGGUUUAUCUGCAAUCGUAAGUUACACAUUUAGAUAUUUAUAACAGAAAUCAAAUCAAACAUACACAUAUACAUGAGCACACUAGUGCGUGAGACUUCAU